AUGUCGAUUUAUAUGGGUCUUCUUUUAAUUGGGAUGAUUGUUACUAUCAAUGGAUUAAAUUCAACAUCAACAAUCGAAACCGAUUUAAAUGAUAUAACAAAAUUACAUACAGAAUAUCUUAAACGAUUUCCAUCUGAACUUCAUAGUCAAUUAUAUGAUGAUAAAUGUGUUAUGAUUUAUGAAUGUUGUCCAACUGAUCGAGACACUCUCUAUGUUACAUUUAUUGAUGAAAUUAUUAAUAUGCGAUGUUUAAUGAAAGGAACAUCAAAAUCAUCAUGUCGACGUAUUAUUAAUAAAAUGAAUUUAUUAGGACAAGCAGUUGAUCCAAAAUAUUUCGAACUUUUAAUUGAUAUUCAAAGUCAUAUGGAUCGAACAAAAAAAUGGAAAAAACAAAUGGAAAUGGUUUGUUCAGAUAAUGAAUUUUAUGGUUAUUUUUGUGAUCGUGAUAAUACAGAAAAAUUUCAAUCAUGUCAACGUAAAGUAUUGAAAAUGAUUGCUCGAAAAAAUAAUGAUGAUGGAACAUUUUAUAAUCAAUAUGUCGAACAAAUGAAACAAGAUUAUAUCAAUGAUAAUAACAAACUUUCUAAAUAUUCUUUUUCUGAUUCUUAA
This is a messenger RNA of Adineta steineri, 609 nucleotides long. The record is from the annotation of a GenBank genome assembly. Lineage: Eukaryota; Metazoa; Rotifera; Eurotatoria; Adinetida; Adinetidae.